This is a messenger RNA of Papaver somniferum (opium poppy), 1259 nucleotides long. RefSeq lists its product as uncharacterized. The coding region runs from base 247 to 1029 and encodes 260 amino acids. The record is from RefSeq and is a predicted model, not a curated record. The transcript is spliced from 2 exons. NCBI's taxonomy places the organism in Eukaryota, Viridiplantae, Streptophyta, Magnoliopsida, Ranunculales, Papaveraceae.
ACUUUCAGUUGAGGCCACCAAUGCAUUGAAAUCGCUGGUCGCCCUUUAUGGCAAUGUCAUCCUUCCUUCGCAUCGAAGGAUUUAGCGAAUCAAAAAAAGUACUAAUGAAAAGAUACCUUAUUGCGUUAAUCUACUAAUUGCGUAAGUUUUACGAAUUGGGGGUUUUAUUUUCCUGGAAAGCAUUUUGCGGUUCGAGGAUUUCAGAUAUAAUUGGUUUCAGAGAUUUGUCAAUCAGAGUCAAAGAAGAUGGGAGUGAUCUCAAAUAAGAUUGAAAAGGAUGUUUUAAAACCAGGAGAUCACAUCUAUUCUUGGAGAAACGCUUACAUCUAUUCGCACCACGGUAUAUAUGCAGGCGAAGGCGAGGUGAUCCACUUCACUCGAGGAGCAGGCCAUGAGAUUGGUACUGGUACGGCCUUGGACCGUUUCAUCUUCAGCUCUUCUUCUUCUUCAACUGGUGCUGAUGGUACACAUUGCCAGAGAUGUGGUGAUCAAUCAACUCUGGAUGGUGUGAUAUCUUCCUGUCUUGAUUGCUUCCUUUCUGGUGGAGAUCUCUACUUAUUCGAAUACAGUGUAUCACCUGUUUUUUUUCUUGCCAAAGCCCGAGGAGGUACUUGCACCCUUGCCUCUUCUGAUCCACCUAGUGAUGUUUUAUACCGCGCAUCUUACCUCCUUGAAAAAGGGUUCGGUGGCUACAACAUUUUCAAGAACAAUUGUGAAGACUUUGCAAUUUACUGUAAGACGGGAUUGCUGGUGUUGACUACCCUAAGUGUGGGGCGAAGCGGCCAGGCCACAUCAUUCUUGGCUGCUGCUAGUGCAAUCGUCUCUUCACCGCUUCGGUACCUUACCACCAGUUUUACAGGUCUAUCAUUCGUAGCUGGUGGAAUGUACUGUGUUAGUAGAUUUCUUUCUGAUAUUGGGGUGCGCCGUGAUGUUGUCAAACUCCCUGUGGAGCGCCUUGUAGAGAGUUCAGACAGGAUAGACGAAGGGGAGGAGACUGCAGUUGAUAGAUUGGUUGAAAGUAGAGGCUGAAGUGAACCAAGCUCUAUCCUGUACAAAGUUCAUUUAUUUCAAGAAAAUGGAAUUAUUCACUGCCAUUUCUGUAUGUUUUUUUUUAUUUGUUUUUUUAGGUCUGGAUUUGGGAUUGAGAUUGAGAUUGAGAUUGAACAUUGUGUAACCUUCACUUGUGAGAAGUGUAUUUAUUUUCCUGUGAACAUACAAACUUUAUUAUUUUUGAAACCAAAUAGUUGCAGAUUAAAUUA